AUAACUCAAGUUCCAUCACAAGAUUGAACAGUGCAAAAAUCACAGCAAAAUUGAAAAUUUUCUCUGCAACUUUUCCAUUUUUAUUAAUAUAGCAACCCAAGUCUUCAUAUUGAUCUUCAUAAACCAUCUUAUCUUUAUCCCAACCUACAAAAUCUUUCCCAAGCAGAGAAAAAAAUGAUUGGAUUUCAGGAUUUGUACAGUGUUUUGACUGCAGUUGUUCCUCUUUAUGUUGCCAUGUUCUUAGCUUAUGCAUCUGUGAAAUGGUGGAACGUCUUCACCCCAGAACAGUGUGCCGGUAUCAACAGGUUUGUCGCCAUCUUCGCCGUCCCGCUUCUCUCCUUCGAGGUCGUUUCCCGGGUGAACCCUUAUAGAAUGGAGCUCCUUUUCAUUGCUGCUGAUGGGGUCUCCAAAGUUCUGAUACUUGUUGCUCUGUUUUGCUGGGCAAAUUUCUUCAAGAAAGGGAGCUUGGAUUGGGCUAUCACCCUGUUUUCCCUCUCAACUCUCCCCAAUACUCUUGUAAUGGGAAUCCCACUUCUGAAAUCAAUGUAUGGGGAUGAUAAGGAAGGAAUCAUGAUUCAGGCUGUGGUUUUGCAGUGCAUAAUUUGGUAUACUCUGUUGCUGUUUCUGUUUGAGUACAGAGAAACAAGAAUGUUUGUACUUAGUAAGUUCAGAGAAGCUGGGACCUGUGGUAGUAGUACUGAGGAUGAAAUCAAGAGCACACCUACUUCUCAAAAUGUUAACAAAGUAGCUCCUGAUUCUCAAAAGUCUAAGCCUUUAGCUGCAGCUGUUAAGGAGGGACAAGGGAGAGAGGUUCAUCUGUUCAUUUGGCGGUGUGGGUGCUGCAGGAAGGCAGAUGAGCAGAAUGGUGUUUGUGGGCAGACAGGGCAGGGCUGCCAAAGGGAAGAAAGGAAUGCAAAGGUAAUUGCAACUGAAAAAUUAGUGGCAACUGAGAAUGUUGAAGCUCCUCCUCCUCCUGGAUCUUCUUCUUCAGGGAUGCUCUUGGAAAUACUGAAAAGAGUUUGGCUCAAGCUUGUGAGGAAUCCGAACUCUUAUGCAAGCUUGUUUGGUCUAGUAUGGGCUUUAAUUUCUUGCAGAUGGGGUAUAAAGAAACCCCAAAUAAUGGAAAAUUCAGUCACGAUAUUGUCCAAAGCAGGUCUUGGAAUGGCCAUGUUCAGCCUUGGAUUAUUCAUGGCUCUGCAACCAAAAAUCAUAGCCUGUGGGAAGAGGCUGGCUGGCUAUGGAAUGCUUGCUAGAUUUGUUGCCGGUCCAGCACUAAUGGCGGUAGCAUCUUUAGGUGUUGGCCUCAGAGGCACCAUUUUAAAAGUCUCCAUUAUACAAGCUGCACUUCCUCAAGGAAUUGUACCCUUUGUAUUUGCUAGGGAGUACAAUCUGCAUCCUGAAGUGUUAAGUACAGCGGUGAUAUUUGGCAUGAUAAUUUCUCUACCCAUCACAAUACUAUACUACAUCUUAUUGGGUAUCUGAUACUGGAGAAAUGAUCGAAAACAAGCGCGGAAGAUCCAGCAAUCUUCUUUAUUGAUCUUAGUACAAAAAAUAGCAAUUAUGGUUCUUCAUUUUAGAGUUUCCAAGUCACUUCAAGGUUUUUUGAGUUUUAUGUAUGUUUUCUUGGGCAUGCAAUAUAGAUCACCGAUUUCCGUCUCUGUUAUGAAAGUAAUACCAUACAUAUUGAACAUGGUAGUUCGUAGGACACAGAGGAGAAGGAACCACAAUGAUAUUAAUGGUGCUGGAUCCAUGGCGGAGGUGAAGGAGAGACAUAUAUGAAUGUGUUGCUCAUGCUAACAUGGCAUGUUGGGGGGAUAACAAGACAUGUAGGGUCCAAUUUAUUCUAUCAAAGCAAAGUUUUGAUUUUUCAUGGAAAGGGUUUCAGAUGCCUCAUCACAAGCAUCUGCUUUACAUUGUAGAUGUUUUCGUUUUGAAUAUUGACCUUAAGCAGGCACAUGUAUAUGCCCAAAACAAUGUCAUUGACAUUGAUUGUCA
Molecule: messenger RNA, 1995 nt
Organism: Rubroshorea leprosula
Lineage: Eukaryota; Viridiplantae; Streptophyta; Magnoliopsida; Malvales; Dipterocarpaceae
Source: the annotation of a GenBank genome assembly